CGCACAUCCCUUUCCAUUCAUUUUCUUUGAAGCUAAGGCUAUCGAUUUUCAUUCGCAGGAAUUUCUCCCGCGUUUCUUCGUAGGGUUCAUCAGCUUCUCUUCCUUUAUUUCUUAAUCCAAAUUACAAUUUGCAUGUUUAUUUAAAUUUUUUUUGGAGAAAUUAAAAAUAAAUUUUAAUUGGUAAGAUCAGAUCAAAACACCAUUUGGGGGUUUUAGUUGGAUGACAAGCGCUUCGGAGUUAUUCUACACACGAAGGUCAAGAGUGGGUCGACCCGAUCCGGAUUCAGGGAUUGGGUCCUCAAUUGAACGGAAUUACCAUCGCCGGAAUCAUCUCAGUCAUCACAAUCAGAGGCAUGAUUUGGACGGCGGUGAUUCCCUCCGCCGGUCUCCCCACGUGCGCCACUUCAGCUCCCGUGCUUCCUCGCUCUCUGAGCGUUCAUCAGUGCGGUUUGAUGAAGGUACCAGCGAGCUUGUAUCGAGCAAUGGGUUAAAUGCAGUCGGUGUAAGCAAUGCAAGAAGGCAAAGUUUGAGAUCAAGUGAGAGGCUUGCUAGAGAAGGGUUUGAUGAAGGUACUGGUGAGCUCAGUUCGAGCUAUGGAUUAAAUGCAGAUGGUGUAAGCAGUUCAAGCAGGCAAAGUUUGAGAGCAAAUGAGAGGCUUCCUGGAGCUGUGCUGCUUGCAAGAGCAAGGCUUGUUGAAAGACUAAGAGGCGUGUCUGUUUCUGCAAACAGGCGAAGCAAUAGAGCUCCACCUAAUGCUUCCCACCGGGAGCAUGUAACACGCGAUGAUUUUAGGAUCAUAAGUGAACUCUCUACAGGGUUGGCUGCUAGGGGUUCCCCAUUAACCUCUGAAGCAGAAAGAUUCGAAUUGUUACGAGAAACAAACAAGAAGCCUCCUGGACUUACUCAGGAGGCUCUGGACCGUUUGCCGCUGGAAAUUUUCCGCAGCCAAGACAUCAAUGUUGAAAGGAAGACAUCAAGGGAAUCAAGAGAUUGCAGUAUAUGCCUUGAAAGCUUCGGAGAAGGAGAUGUGCUUACUCAGCUGCCGUGUGGGCACAGGUUUCACUUUGCUUGCUUAGAUCCUUGGCUCAGAACGUGUGGGGACUGUCCUUACUGUAGAAGUAUACUAUAAAACAGGCCCCAACUCACACGAUAGAACAUAUACAUGGUCUAAUUAUGAUUUUCAUCCCCUACUUUAUGAAAAUUGAGAAGUUGGUCCCUCUACUUUAAUUUGUCAAAAUUUAGUCAUUGUAGCAUAUGAAAAUUGGAAAGUUAGUCCAGGUGUUAUUCAAAACAUGAACUUGAACAAAUGAGUUUUGUUAAUUUGUUGCAUAUAAGUUGUUAAAUUGCUGGUUUCCAAACAAACAAUUCAAUAAUAAGGUUUAACAAUAUUACUUAAUUAGAUUAACUUUUCGGUUGUUAUAACUUACGUGGGACAAAUUAUAACAAAUUAAAGUAGAGGGAUUAAUUUUUUAAUUUUUGUAAAUGAUGAUGCUCUUAAUUAGAGAUAUGUAAGUCUUGGAAUUUUGACGGAUGCAAAAACAAAGAAAAAGGUUUAUGAAUAUGGAUUAAUAUAUUUUUAGGUACUUGCGUUUGAUUUUAAUGUCAAAUUUUGUAUUUGAGUGUUGAUAUAUGAGUUUAAUUUGAUAUAUUGUCAGUUGCUAUCCAUGCCUUAGUGUCAGGUUCAGAGGAAGUAAUAUAUUCUUGAAUGGCGGCCCCUAUAAAAACAUGUUAUUCAUACUGCUACACUUUUCACAUUUAUUGUAUGGGUGGAGAUCAUAAAGAGAAAUUGAUCAUGGCUGUAAAUACUAAAUAAGAAUUCAAACUUUAGUCCUCCAUUUUCUUUGGUAGAGGGCGUAUUAGAGAUAA
Molecule: messenger RNA, 1866 nt
Organism: Gossypium arboreum
Lineage: Eukaryota; Viridiplantae; Streptophyta; Magnoliopsida; Malvales; Malvaceae
Product: probable E3 ubiquitin-protein ligase RHY1A
Exons: 3
Coding region: 221-1129 (302 amino acids)
Source: RefSeq, a predicted model, not a curated record